This is a messenger RNA of Cydia pomonella (codling moth), 628 nucleotides long. It is a transcript of the gene RpS10b, whose product is annotated as small ribosomal subunit protein eS10. The record is from RefSeq and is a predicted model, not a curated record. The transcript has 4 exons. The coding region runs from base 120 to 599 and encodes 159 amino acids. Gene Ontology annotation, molecular function: structural constituent of ribosome; RNA binding. Lineage: Eukaryota; Metazoa; Arthropoda; Insecta; Lepidoptera; Tortricidae. Gene Ontology annotation, cellular component: cytosolic small ribosomal subunit.
UUGUUUUGGUAGAAGCAUGCUUUAUAAAUCAAUUUUCUAAUGUCAUCCAGAUUGUAUUUUUUCGAUUAUCUGUGAACUCUUUUCUGUUUGUCAAAGUUGGCGAAAGGUAGGCCGUCAAGAUGUUGAUGCCAAAAACAAACCGUGUCGCGAUCUAUGAAUAUUUAUUCAAAGAGGGUGUUAUGGUAGCCAAGAAGGACUACCAUGCCCCUAAACACCCUGAUCUGGAGAAAAUCCCUAAUCUGCAAGUAAUCAAGGCAAUGCAGUCCCUCAAAUCCAGAGGUUAUGUGAAGGAACAGUUUGCGUGGAGGCACUUCUAUUGGUACCUCACAAAUGAGGGUAUUGAGUACCUGCGGAUAUUCCUGCACCUGCCCCCUGAGAUCGUGCCCGCCACGCUGAAGCGCUCGGUUCGCACGGAGACGGUGCGGCGCGGCGCCGUCGGGCGGCCAGACGCGCCGGCGCGUGCCGCCGAGGACCGCUCGGCCUACCGCCGCGCGCCGCCCGCAGCCGGCGCCGCCCACGACAAAAAAGCUGACGUGGGCCCUGGCUCCGCUGAUGUCGAAUUCCGAGGAGGAUUUGGCAGAGGCAGGCCUGCACCUUAAAUAAGUUUAAAUAAAAAAAAUCCAAUUUA